Messenger RNA from Plectropomus leopardus (leopard coralgrouper), 1762 nucleotides. The record is from RefSeq and is a predicted model, not a curated record. Lineage: Eukaryota; Metazoa; Chordata; Actinopteri; Perciformes; Serranidae.
GGCUCUCUGUCGGACUUCCUGAAGGGAAACAUCGUCAGCUGGUCCGAGCUGUGUCACAUCGCCGAGUCGAUGGCGUGCGGCCUGGCUUACCUUCACGAAGACAUCCCGCGACAGAAAGGAGAGGGACCCAAACCGGCCAUCGCCCACAGGGACUUAAAGAGUAAAAAUGUCAUGUUGCGUUCCGACCUCACAGCGGUGAUCGGCGACUUCGGUCUCGCCAUUCGCUUCGAGCCGGGAGAACCUCCUGGAGAGACGCACGGACAGGUUGGGACGAGGCGUUACAUGGCUCCGGAGGUUUUAGAGGGAGCCAUCAACUUCCAGCGAGAUGCCUUCCUGCGGAUCGACAUGUACGCCGUGGGUCUGGUGCUGUGGGAACUGGUGUCCCGCUGCAAGGCUGUCGACGGUCCGGUGGAUGAGUACAUGCUGCCGUUUGAGGAGGAGGUCGGUCAGCAUCCGUCACUCGAGGACCUGCAGGAAGUCGUCGUCCACAAGAAGAUGAGACCGGCCCUCAAAGACGUCUGGCUGAAGCACAGCGGUCUGGCUCAGAUCUGUGAGACGGCGGAGGAGUGCUGGGAUCACGACGCCGAGGCCCGGCUGUCGGCCGGCUGCGUGGAGGAGAGGAUCUGUCAGAUCCGCCGCCUCGCUCCGCCUACCUCUGACCACCACGCCCUGCUGGUCUCCACGCUCCCGCCUGUUCCCAUGGUAACCAAUGUGGACCUACCGUCCAAAGAGUCCAGUAUAUGAGGAGGUUAAAAAGAACGUAUUAUUUUGGAGGCCUGACGUUACCGGCGAAGUUCGGUUCAACUUCCUGUGAAAAUGAACGAAUGACACAAGAGCGCGUGCACACACACACACACACACACACACACACACACACACACACACACACACACACACACACACACACACACACCAUCUUUUCUCAGUGGAAUUAAACAACCUGAACCAGAAACACGGCGUGAAAGCAGCUGCUAUUUGAUCUCUUUGGACUUUUUUCUUCGGUUCUCUUUUGGUCCGUUUGGACAAAUAUUACCAGCACACGUCCUCGUUUUUCUCAAGUUUUUUUGAUUCAUUCGUGUCUUUUUUAUUUUUUAUUUUUACUAAAUGUGUGUGUGUGUGUGUUUAAUGAGAAAACUAAACAUGCAGACACACACACAAACAGGAAAACCCAACACUGAAACGCAUUCAGGUCCCGACUCAGCGAAUGCUCUUCUCUCUCCAGGUACCUCAGCGACGACUUUCAUUACUUUGGCUAUAUUUUUUAAUUUUUUACCAUUUUUCCUCGUGCAUUCUUCCUUCUGCUCCUCCACAUCUCGACUUGUCUACCUUCCUGGCAACUUUGCGACCGCGUCACCGACCACGACCACCUACCGUCAAUCUGACGGCGGGAUGUUUUGGUUUUUUUUACUACAAUGCUGCAAAACCUUCAUAGGAACGACUGUUACAAAUACUGACCGUGGAACAUUUGCUGUUCUGCUUUUCCUCGGACUCCUUUUCUUUUCUGCUUUCCUCCUGCGACCACACACUAUUCACACACGACAAACCUUCGGAUCCAACGGGUUGUAUCCAAAAAAAACACAGGAAACAGGAAGUGAGGUCAGAUGGGAAGACGGGAAACAGACUUGACGGUGUUAGCGCUGAGCGGGGAGCUUUCCUCUCUCUCUUCCUGCGUGUUCGGCCGCCAUGAUUCGAGGCCGGAGCGCGAGAGGUUAGACGCUCUUCAGGAACCAGGUGGCAAACGUCUUGCAUGCAGAGAUUUGAU